UUUUUUUUAAUUGAAGUUUGUUUGUUGAGAAAAUUAAGAGUAAGUUUAAAAUUGCUUUUUUAAUCUUGUUUAGGAUUGAAAAAUAGGUGAUAGAAUACAGAGACCAUGGAAAUUAACAUGGAUUAGAGGUGGAGAAAAAAAAAUUUCAAAUCGUCAAUGCAUAUUCCACAUAAUUUUUUGAAUUUAAAAAAAGAUUUUUUUUGACUGAUACAGGUUAAUAGUUUUUAAAAAAUUAAAGUGUAAUAUUUAAUUUAUUAAUUAUUUAAUUAAAUUUAUUUAUAUAAUAUUAAUAUUAAAAUUAAUAUUUAUUUUUAUAUAUUUUUAUAUAAAUUUAUUGAAAAACAAAAAACUUGUAAUUUACGCCCUUGUGACAGGUUAGAGCAAUGCUUAAAAAAUAGGAAUUCAUGGCAUGUCAACUCGCCACUGGGCAGUUUCGUUGACAGGACGAAGUUGGGAAAUAAAAAAUAAAGUUUAAGGAUAAUUUUGGUAGGUUAUAAAGUUCAGGGAGAAACUUGGUCAAAAAUAUUUAAAAAAAAAAAAAAAAACUUGGUCAAAACAAAAAGUUGAGGGAUUUAACGUACUAUUUUCUCACGUAUGCCCUGUUCGCCAUUUACCCCCUCGAAAAAAAUAGAAGUCGAGCCUCAUCUGCAGCCUCAGCGAUUUGGGUUCUUCCCUCAGCUCCUAUACCCUUCUCCGAUCCAGUCGACCUGGGGACACCCAAACAGGGAGAGCUCCGGAGAGGCAGUGAAAUCGGGAAGAGGGAAAUAACACCGUACUUUCGCUCGUCCUCGUUCUCGUCGUCCAUGGCUGGUUUUAUCGCCAAGGUCACCGUCUGCGUGGGUGCAGGUAGGUGCAAUCAAUCCCCCCACUCCUCUGAUUUUUAUCUCCAUCUUUGACUCAAAGCUGGUUUCUUGUUUGAUUAUGGUGUAAGGGCAUGUAAUUUUGUCCCGCAUCGAGGAUGAGUGGUUUAUUAGAGUUGAAGGAUUUAAGGUUUUAGAUAAAACCUGGGUUCUUGUGAAGUUUUAAUGGGUUUUAGUGCAAAUUUUGAUUAUAAUAUAUACAUCCGUUUGCU
Molecule: messenger RNA, 1072 nt
Organism: Rubroshorea leprosula
Lineage: Eukaryota; Viridiplantae; Streptophyta; Magnoliopsida; Malvales; Dipterocarpaceae
Source: the annotation of a GenBank genome assembly